This is a messenger RNA of Thermothielavioides terrestris NRRL 8126, 1724 nucleotides long. RefSeq lists its product as uncharacterized. NCBI's taxonomy places the organism in Eukaryota, Fungi, Ascomycota, Sordariomycetes, Sordariales, Chaetomiaceae. Gene Ontology annotation, molecular function: DNA binding. The transcript has 2 exons. Gene Ontology annotation, cellular component: alpha DNA polymerase:primase complex. The coding region runs from base 107 to 1654 and encodes 515 amino acids. The record is from RefSeq and is a predicted model, not a curated record. Gene Ontology annotation, biological process: DNA replication initiation; DNA replication.
UGGACGACCCGCUAAACGCCGCGGGCGCAGUUCCGUACGUCACUGCCAGCACGCUCACUGGUUUGCUACGGGAGUUGAGUGCUCUUGGCUAACGUAUACUGCGACCAUGCGUAGCCCAUCAUCGUUCCGCGACAGACCGAAUCCCGGUGAAGUACUCGAAAUCCUGAACGAGCACCUCCCGGCCUCCGAACCGCCCAUCGCCCCGUUCAGCCAAUCCCGCGUCAAGCUCACGGCUGCCUCGGAUCAGAAGAAGCUCGGGUACAAGCCACUUGCGAUGAAGCUGUCCGAAGCAUCCGAAAUCCUCGACGACCGGAUAGACGACUUUGUCGCGCUCAUUAUGGAGCACCACAAGCUGGAUGACUCGGCGUUUGGGAGUCCCGCCAGCCAAGGGACCGCCGAGAUCGUUGCCGUCGGCCGCAUCGCGUCAGACUCGCUGGAGGGCAAGCUCAACGCUGCGUCGCUGGUAUUAGAGAGCUCCAGGAGAAUGGGCAACGGGCUGCGCGUGCCCCUGAACCUGAGCAAGCUCAAGGCGUACCAAUUCUUCCCCGGCCAGAUCGUCGCCCUCAAGGGCAUCAACAGCUCCGGCCGCGAGUUCACAGUCCACGAAGUCCUCGAUAUCCCCCUCCUCCCGAACGCCGCCUCCGCUCCAAGCGACCUCGCCGCCCACCUCUCCCGGCUGCGCGGCGGACCGGACGCCAUGGACGCCGACUCGGACCCGCUCCCGCUCACCAUCCUCUUCGCCUCGGGCCCGUACACCGCCGACGACAACCUCGACUUCGAGCCGCUGCACACGCUCUGCAACGAAGCCGCCGACACCUUCGUCGACGCGGUCGUGCUGACAGGCCCCUUCAUCGACAUCGACCACCCGCUCAUCGCCGCGGGCGACUUCGACCUGCCGCCGGAAGCAAGCUACGACCCGGACACGGCCACACUCGCGACCGCGUUCAAGUACCUCAUCUCGCCGGCGCUCAACCGGCUGGCGGCGGCCAACCCGGCGGUGACCAUCCUGCUGGUGCCCUCGGUGCGCGACGCGCUCGACAAGCACGUCUCGUGGCCGCAGGACGCCUUCCCGCGGCGCGAGCUGGGCCUGCCCAAGACCGCCCGCGUCGUCGGCAACCCCAUGACGCUGAGCAUCAACGAGGCCGUGCUCGGCAUCAGCAGCCAGGACGUGCUGUGGGAGCUGCGCCACGAGGAGCUCGUCGGCGGCGCCGCCGUGGCCGCCGCCCCCGACGUGCUCUCCCGCGCCAGCAGAUACCUGCUCGAGCAGCGCCACUACUUCCCGCUGUUUCCGUCCGUCGAUCGGAGGCGGUUGCCCAAGACGGGGGCGGUGGUAACAACGGGUGAGAAUGGUGGUGGCGGUGCUGGUGGCGGUGGUAUGCCGCCUGGCGCGAUGCUCGAUGUCAGCUAUCUGAAGCUGGGCGAGAUGGUGAACGUGCGGCCGGACGUGUUGGUUGUACCGAGCGCGUUGCCGCCGUUCGCCAAGGUCGUGGAAAGUGUGCUGGUCAUCAACCCCGGCUAUCUAUCGAAGCGGAGAGGUGCUGGCACAUAUGCCAAGAUGACGCUGUAUCCACUAUCACAGAAGGACCUGGGCGGGGACGGGCUGGUGGCGCACAGGAUAUUCGAGAGGGCCAGGGUAGAAAUCACGAGGAUCUGAGCAACAGCGUACAUGGAUGGAGGUUAAUUCAUGAGCACGCCCCUUUCGUCUAUGGGGGCAUGGGUGGCUG